AUGGGGAGGAAGCUAACCCAGCAUCCUGAAGUGUCUGCAUUGUCUCUGUUUAAUGUAAAACCAUUUAUUAACAGUGAACAAAUUUCCCCAGAUCUUCUUAGACCUCUGUUGGAUAGUGUAGGGAAUGAAAAUCAGACUAUUUCACCUAUGUCUUGGACAUUGGGAGAGAAAGUAAUUAGCAACUGUACUGUUAAGCUCAAGCCUUAUCUCAUGAAGGCAGUGGAGUCCUCAGGAAGAGCUCUAAAUGGGUAUGCACAGAUAGUAAGUGAUAUUUGCCAGAAUGAAUCUGAAUCUCCUCAAUGUGAUGAUUCAAAUGUAUUAAUUUGGCUGCUUAUUGGAAACCAUGGAACGAAUUUAGCUGACUUCUGCAAGUUCUCUAGAAACUUGAUUGCUGCUGUUGUUUUCAUUGGAUUGGUUGUGUCAAUGCUUCAGGUUCAGGAAGAUGAAAGCAAGCUUAAUGUUCCUAAUGAUGCAAAGGAUCAAACGUGUGAUGAAACCAAGGGGCAGGAACCUGAUGUUACUGGUCAGAGAAAUGUCCAGAGUUUAGACGAUACAGAGCCAAACAGAAGUGCCACUAUAGAUGGUGAAGCUAUAAAAAAAUCUGGUUCAAAAAGGAGAUCACAUUUUGAAAUUACUAAGAACUCCAGAAGAGGAAGUGCGAAAGCCAAGUUGGAAACUGACAAUUUAGAGUCUGCUCAGGAACCAAAAUCAGAAACUCAGCUGAAUAGUGUGCCAAGGAAGAGGGGGCGUAAGCCUAAUUCUUUAAUGAAUGCAGAAGAAGGAUAUGAUCACUCGUGGGUUUGUCGGGAAACUAAAGUUGGAAACUCAACUCUAUCCAGAAAGACUCGCAAUUGCAGCGCUCCAUUUCCAUCUUCUGAAAAAUCUACUUCAAAAACAGGUAAGUUGCAUGGAAAGCCUAAAACGGUAAGUGAAACUCCAGUUUAUGAGCCGAAAAGUGAGAAUAUAGCAAAACCUGCCAAAUCCAAAAGGACUCAUAAUAUUGCAAGUGAUUUUCCCCCUAAUGAUACAAGUGAAGGUCGUGAAGCUUUAUCUUCUAAACCUAAAACUGAUGAGUAUACUGAUGUUUCUCCUUCUAUAAAUAAUAACAUUUCUGAUGGAUGUCACAUCAAACGAGGUCAGAGAAGGAAAAAAAAUAGCAUCGGGAAUCAAGGUGUUCAUUCCAAUUCUUUGUCAAUGUUAAAGGAAGACAACUUGACUUUUGGAUUUGGCAGGUUGGAUAAGGAAUCUGAAGUAAGGAAUGACUCUGAACAAAAACCCAUUAGGAGAAUCAAAUUUUCUGUAAAGAUUGAUGGGAAACUUGUCAUGGCUCCAGAAUCAGUUGCUAAGAGGGAGCCUAAUGUUCCAUGUGGAGACGAGGGGAAACACAAAUCAUCUAUGAAUGAUGAGCUAGAAAAUAUUGAAAAGAUCAGAUUCUCAACUCAAACAAAUGUUAAGAAAAGAAGGAGGCUUGAUGCUACUCCUAAUGAGGGCCUCAACAAAUCAUCAGCUCUGAAGGAGCUGAUUGCAGAAUCUGCAAAUAAAACAUUAAAUGGUGUCAUGGAAAUCCCACAAGCAAGACUGAGGAGAAGACACAGUAAUGUAAGUGCAGAGGUAUCUGAAUCUCAUCACUGUGGUAACUCAUUGGUUGGUAGUAAAAUCAAGGUCUGGUGGCCAAAGGAUAAGACGUUUUAUGAAGGUGUUAUCGAAUCUUAUGAUCCUAUCAAAGGAAAGCACAAGAUUUUGUAUGCCGAUGGUGAUGUUGAAGUGUUGAACCUCAAAAGACAGCGUUGGAAACUAGUUGCUGUUGAUGUUUCGUUAGACGAGGAAGGACUUGCACUUCAGAGGCUUGCAGAAGCAUCAGACAUAUUGGAGUUUGGAAGAUUUGUGCAUGCUCUUAUUCUUGACUUUGACUAUGUCAAGUAUGAAUCUCUCUCUCGCACCAACCCAAGCACUAGGUAG
Molecule: messenger RNA, 1959 nt
Organism: Sphenostylis stenocarpa
Lineage: Eukaryota; Viridiplantae; Streptophyta; Magnoliopsida; Fabales; Fabaceae
Source: the annotation of a GenBank genome assembly